GAGGCGCGCGUCAUGGACUUCGUUUCAAGCCACACGUCUGUUCCUAUACCUGCCAUACGCGACGCCUGGUCCGAUGCGACUGGCACGUAUUAUAUUCUCAUGCAGCGGGUCCAUGGCCGGGUUCUUGAGGAUGUCCUUCCCAGCUUGACGGAUUCCCAGCGAAAUAUGCUAGCUCGUGAGCUCGGGAAGUAUCUGCAGGAAAUCCGUUCCCUCCCCAGUCCACAUUCCGGGGCAGUGUGCUCGCUGCUCGGAGGCGCCUUUCGCGACGACCGCCUAGACGUUGAGGAUAUCGGGCCGUUCGCGGACAUCAGAGAGUAUCACGAUUGGCGCAUCUCCAUGGUGCGUGAGCUAGGAGUCUCCGCUGCUCACCAGCCUACAAUCGAUCGUGUGGACAACAUUCGGACGCGACUCCGCGACGACUUUCGUAUCGUUUUCACCCACUCCGACCUCCAUCCCGAGAAUGUGCUGGUUGAUAUCAGCAACGAUGGAGAGGCUCAUGUCGCCGCUAUCAUCGAUUGGGAGAUGGCGGGAUGGCGACCCGAGUAUUGGGAGUACGUCAAAUGCCUUAAUUGCAUGGGCCAAAAUGCUGGUUGGGUGAAAUUUGUGCAAGAAGUGCUUCAGCCAUAUGAAGAGGAGAAGACGUUGGAUGAUGAAUUACAGCGAAUGGCGGGAGAGCCGUAUUGAUGCGGACACUAUCAAGCUCUAAGGUCUCGAGUCCCGUACCUCUAACUUAGAUGCGGAUCCCAUUUGUUUUGUCCGGCUUUCCAUCUAUCUCCUAGCCAUAUGCUCGCUGGCCCUGUAGUGUCGCUAUCUCUUCACAAAUGCGAACUUUCGUCACCCACUGUACUUCCCACUCACACUUUAUAUCUUGCACGUCGCGACAAAGUUGUUGCCUUGUCUUGCCUCCUAACACUGCUUCCUUGAAGUGGGGACAUCUCAUAUGCCGUUGCCUGCGACACACGUCC
Molecule: messenger RNA, 965 nt
Organism: Laetiporus sulphureus 93-53
Lineage: Eukaryota; Fungi; Basidiomycota; Agaricomycetes; Polyporales; Laetiporaceae
Product: kinase-like protein
Exons: 1
Coding region: 13-684 (223 amino acids)
Source: RefSeq, a predicted model, not a curated record